This is a messenger RNA of Phytomonas sp. EM1, 1322 nucleotides long. The record is from the annotation of a GenBank genome assembly. NCBI's taxonomy places the organism in Eukaryota, Euglenozoa, Kinetoplastea, Trypanosomatida, Trypanosomatidae.
GAAUAAAAUAUUGUUAAUCAUUGACCAGCACCACAACCUAGAAUGAAUUCUAUGCGGAAUGGUUACAAUAAUAAAGUGGCUGUAGAAUAUUUCUAUACAAUCGGGAAUGAAUCGUGUCGAGAACAUGGUUCGCCUCACGCGCCCUUAUUCUGUUCUAAAUAUUCAUUACCUAGCAUUCGCACGGGUAGUUGUAGUGUGUUUUCCUCAUGCACCAAUGAAAGUGCAACUACCUUUCCACGAAGAUUUGGGAGACACGUUUCAUCACCACUAAGCGACGUCCCAUCAAGCUAUGUGUCUCCAGUAGUAACAAGCCAUGGAGGCCAUGAGAUAAAGUAUUGGGCGUCUGAGGUGUCAAGUGCAUCGCGCUUGUUGGGCCCUAACCACCUCAGAGAGGCACACGGGUCCAUUAAUGUUGAAAUCGGUACGGAUGCUCAGGACAAUCGAUAUGUUAACUCACCAAGCGUGCAGGAGCGAGACUUAACCCAUUCACUUCUAAAUCGACGAGUUUACCCACCAUCAUUCUACUCCUCGACGCAUUUCAUUCGGUUAUGUGUAACAUAUUUUUGCUUUGUGAAUGCCUUUCUUUCCUUUUUGUUUGCAUGGAUGAUGUUUAGGCAGCAUGUCGCCUUUUCAUUAGUUUCAGUGAGGCAGAACUGGAAUUCGUCCGCCAGGUCACGCGCCUGUGCUUUUGCAGGUUUCUAUUACCUUUUGAUGUACUUCCUGUUGCUUACCGAUUGUGUCUGGACAUUUCCGUCACUUAUUUACCAGUGUAUUAUUUUUGUAUAUAUGUUUAUCCAACAUUCGCGUAUGGCACAUUUUCUUCGAUACUAUCGGCAUCAUCUAUUCCAUUCCGCAGAUUUGGUCAUCGGGGAAGCAAAUGGUUUCGAACUUGUAAGUAUACCUCCAAAGUCACGGAAAAAGGUCAUAAGGACGUCAGCAAGCCCUAGGGUCGGGUUGAAGUUACGUGAGCGUUUGCGAAUUCCUUCUAAGUAAUCAGGGCCUGGAUCUGUUAUCGAAUAUAUGCGUUAUAUUUCCAAACGCCAUUUACGUAAUUUUUCAGCGAGAUUUUUAUCAGGAGAAUUGGCUUAGCCGGGAUAUGAUUUUUGACAGUAUUGUGGUCUCCAUUUUUAAUGUCAUUUGAUUCUUUAUUAGGCAAUACUAAUACGCACUUGUUUACCUAAUACACUGCCUGGGUACUCUAAUGGGAUGCGCAUUGUAUUUAUACUCAGAAAGGAAUCCAUUCUACUGUAUGAUUUAACAGUUGUGUGAGUUUUUAGUCUUUUUAUUGCUUAAUCGUCUUUACUAAUAUGCACUUCUUGUUU